This is a messenger RNA of Strongylocentrotus purpuratus (purple sea urchin), 3441 nucleotides long. RefSeq lists its product as uncharacterized. The record is from RefSeq and is a predicted model, not a curated record. The transcript is spliced from 3 exons. NCBI's taxonomy places the organism in Eukaryota, Metazoa, Echinodermata, Echinoidea, Camarodonta, Strongylocentrotidae. Bases 35 to 1354 code for a protein of 439 amino acids.
UUCAGUUUUCACGUUGCCAUCAUAAACAACUAUCAUGGCGGACGGAGGAGGGUCGGGAAAUCCGACAUCCCGUCUAAAUAACAAGAAGUCUUUUGAAUAUAAAAUGUCAAAGAAGGUUUCGGAGCUUACACAGGUUGUUCAUAUGCUGUUUUCUCGAAAUCACGAGAGAGAGGUAGAGUUGGAAUCGACAAAAGAAGCCUACGAGCAAGAGAUUUUAAACGUGAUCGCGGACGCGAAAAAACGGAUCGAAGCCCUUGAACACGAUUUAGCAGAAGCGAAAAGAAAGGCGCAAACGAAUGCCAUUAGCAUUGAGCAGGACUAUGGCAAAAAAUUGAAUGAAUAUAAGGAAAAGAGUGAAAAACAUUUUUUGGAAAUUCGAGAAAAGAAUGCAGCACUUUUGAAGGAGAUAGCAAGUCUCAAAGAGGAUAUUGUCAAGUUAGAGAAUGAAGUGGAGAUCAAUAAAGAGAAGGCCAUGAAGGCUCAUUUUAUGACAAGUAGAUCUACAGAUCAAUCUGGAGUAAAUAGUGUUGACCUUGAGGUGACAUCCCCAAGACCAAACGGAGCAUCAGAUCCUGCAGACCUUAAUAAACUCAAAGAAGAACUGAAGGUCAAAGAAAUAGAAAAUGAAAAUUUGAAACACAUGGUUGCAAUGAAUGUUCAAACACAAAGGGAGGGUGACAAAGCAAUUGCACAGUUCAAAAAGGAUUUAGAUAAAACUGAGAGCGAGCUGAGGUUGAGAAUUUCUAAACUAAUAGAAGAUGCAACUCAUUCAAAUAAAGCCAAGGAGAUGGCACAGAAGAAGAGUAAGAUGCUGGAAACGGACAUUAAACAUCUGAAAACGAAGCUGCAGGAUAAAAAGAAGGAAACUGCAUCCAAUGAAACAAAACAAAGGCGGAGCAGUGAUGGAAGCUCAAUAGUGUCUAGAUCAUCAGGAUCAUCAAAAAGUCUAUCUGAAGUGUCAAGCGAUUCCCAAGAAGAAAUUGAGAGGCUACGGAAGGAGAUUAAAUGGUACCGUAUGGAGCUUAGCAAUAGAGAAGGAAAUUUCAAUCGUAUGUUUGCAGACUCCAAUCCAAUUAGGCUAGGAGGAAUGACGGUAGCAGGACCAAGUCUUGCAAUGGCCAGACCUAGGCCUGACCAAUCAGUCAUGACAACGUCUGGAUCACUCUCCUCUCGUUCUGAAGAUGGAUCGCACAAAUCCAGGUCACUACCUAACCGAUUACCAACCCUAGGUAUGGAUGGGAGGCAGAGAGAACGCAACAAACCAGGUCAAAACUCAAAGGGAGCAGGGGUCAAAGGGUCAUCGUCAUCAGUUAAGGAGAAGAAUACAGUCAAGAGUAUAAGUGGAUAUAGCUGAUUAGAAGUAAAGAUAUCUUCUUCAUAUUCUUUUUGUUGUUACUCCAUGUUUCUAUAUCACCAUCAGGCAACUUUUAUGAAGGUAACACUUUGUGAAUGACUCUUCAGUUCUGCAGGAAUAUUUCUGAUAAACAUGAUUUUAAUAGCCCACCUUUGAUAGAUUUUAGCAUAUAUAUGUAUAUAUGAGAGUAAGUGUUUUACUCUAUAGAUAGAUAAUUGCCUUACUUUUCUAAUGAUUUUAUUCAAUUCCUUAAGGAAAAUGGAACGUUAGAUUUCAUGUAUGGUUUGUAAAGAUUAUUUAGCUGAGAACUAGAAGGGCAUUACCUCAUAUUUCCACCUACAGUUAACACCUUUCUGGCUCUCGGCAGAGGAUUUUGUAAGAUACACUGUAUGUUUCUUACAUUUCUUUGAUCUCACAAAGUCAAGUCUUGAAAUCUUUUGUCAUACGUGUAAGUAACCCAAUGUAGGCCAUAGCCAGUAUUAAUAUGAAAAGUAUAAAAACAUGCAAAACUUCUUCUGGCAUUUUCUAGGCGUACUAACAUUUACUUUUGUUUUUAAAGUUGAAAAGGAUACAUACAGUAAGUAACAUGUAUAUAACUUGAAUUCUCUUCAUUUUCCCUGGGCUUUGCUCAACAGUAACUGUCCUAGACAUUGGACAUAAACAGCUGCAUUUGGAAAUUGACAAUGGAAUGUAUGAAAAGUUCAGUUUUGCCACUUGCUGCAUUAAAUGCAAAAACAAUAUUUCCUCAAAUGGACAUGAUAUUUUGAAAGUAUUGAAGCUAUGUUUGUAUAUUCUUAAUCCUUUGACUAGUUCCCCCAGCUUUAUAAAACAUCCUGUGCAGGCAUGCACUUGGUUAAGCAUAUUUUCAAUUGAAAUUAGGCUUUCCCAAUAUUAUGAUUUUCAUUUCCUGGAUAAUUUCAUGAGAUGUGUCCCAUACAACAGACUUUAUUUCAUCUCCUGUUGUAGUAGAUCUAUAAUCUGUGGAAGUCAAAACGCUAAAACAUUUGCUAAUGAGGACUACCUUUAUUAUCACUUGACUUCUUUACUCUUUGAACUGUUACCUGAACAAACAUGUAGUUCAUGUUGUUUCUUUUCAUUCUUAUGUUUGUGAUGCAUGAAGAAUAGAAUAAUUAAAAAUAUAUUUCAUGUACCCAUGAGAGAGAUCUUGAAUCUAACACAGAAGUAUUGAGUAUAAUUAUGUGAGAGUAAGUCAAAUUGAUUCUCUGAUUAUGAUGAAAUGCAAUUUGGGAUUAGUGCAGUAUUUUUAUGAUGUUAACAAAUGUAAAACUUAUGAGGUAUAUUUUCUAUGAAAUAUCAAAUAAAUGUUUUUUGUAAUUUUGAGCUCUGAAAGAUGCACAUCAAUUUAUUUAAAAAAAUAAGAAAUUGCUAGCAUUAUAAUGAUUUCCUGUGUGUGUGUGAUUGCAUAACAGUUUUAACGGGGAAAUUGUGCAAGGAAUUUAAUCAAAUGUGAUUUGAAAGUUUGUGUUGAGUGUUUGAUUAUUGUGGUGUCUAAUGAUUUAACAAUAUCAUUCCUUUGAUAAAUUUGUAAUUAAAGUAGUUACCUGUGUUCUUAUGUCUUAGUGACCAUCAGCAAUGAUCUUAGUCAUUCUUCUAUCAUAGGCCACAUCUUAGGUUGAAGAGUUAGUUUUAAUCAAUGCAACCAACUUUUAUCAGCUUUGGUCUUCCCCAGGUUCAUCAGUAUUUAAAAGCAGCUUGCAUUUUCCUUAAGGAAAAUUAUAGAAAAGUAUUACUAUAAAUUAGUAUAAUCAUAUUUAACUUUACAGACAUUCCAGUACUUAAUUUAAUUUGCAUUGUUUUUAUGUUCAUCUGUGUUUUCUCCAUAACAGUAUAAAUGAAAAUCAUUAUUAUCAUACACCGUAGUUAAGAAGUUGCCAACAAGUGUAAUAAUCAAAUAGAGGGUAAAACAUAUUUUUUAAAUCAAAUUCAUUUCUAUUUUUGGAAAAAUCGUUCAUAAGGAUGUGUGUGAUUAUAUUUUGUAGAUAAAUGAUCGUUAUGGAUGAAUAUAUAUUAUUAAAAACAAUAAUGUACAUGUUUGAACUGUCUUAUUGUCAGAAAGCAUUUGUAAA